AAAGGAAACACCAGCAGUCCCGACCCGAGAGAGAAAGAGAGUCGUGGUCGUCGCGGUCGCGGGCACGGACGCGGGAGCAACGGCUGCUUUCCUCGUGCCCUUGCUUCCUAACCUAACCAAGCAACCAGCCCUAACCGAUUGCCGUCUCCAUCCGCGUUCAUCCAGCCAGGGCAUCCUUUGCCGCUAAGCAAGCGACACCUCGGGGCCGAGGCGACGAGGAUGACCGUAAUGCUCUAGCCCCGGUGAUCUCUGCCGUUUCAGAUUGGGGAACUCGAUUUCGAUUUCGACCCCAGUGCUGGAUUCGUCGAUGGUGGGGGUGCUGUCGAAUCGGGUGGGCCGGGAGGCCCUCGCCGCCGGGGAUCACAUCUACUCGUGGAGAACCGCCUACAUCUACGCCCACCACGGGAUAUAUGCUGGAGAUGGAAUGGUUAUCCAUUUUACGAGAGCGGCUGGACAUGAAAUUGGGACAGGGACAUUUUUAGACAAGUUUCUGUUCAGCUCAUCGCCGACUACGGCGGAUGGCCCUCCUUGUGAGAAAUGUGGGCACCUCAUCAAGCCUCAGGGCGUCAUAAUGUCCUGUCUCGAUUGCUUCCUGGACGGGGGCAGUCUCUACCUCUUCGACUAUGCUGUGUCGCCCCCUUUCUUCCUUGCCAAAGCACGUGGAGGAACCUGCACUAUGGCACCCUCUGACGCUGCUCAGCUUGUUGUCCACCGUGCCAAACACCUCCUCAACAAUGGCUUUGGCAUGUAUAGCCUGUUUAAGAACAACUGUGAGGACUUCGCGAUAUACUGCAAGACGGAGCUGCUUGUCGAGACUGCUUACAGCGUUGGGCGCAGUGGGCAGCUGGCGUCCCUGACGGCUGCAUUCAGUGCGGUGGCUUCUUCGCCGCUGCGUUUCCUGACAACUAGUGCUAGUGGUCUGGCAAUUGUGACAAGCGGCAUGUACUGCGUGGGGCGAUAUGUGUCAGACAUGGGUGUUCGCCGUGAUGUGAUCAAGGUGCCUGUGGAAAGGCUUGUAGAGCACUGGGUGAACAACGUCACUCCUGCUCUUCCUCAAGGGGCCACACAGGCGGAGACGGCAAUGCCUGGAGGCUCGCCGGAGCUACCAGGGGAAGGGGAGCUUGCUAAAACGGCAACACCAGAAGGCUCGCUGGAGCUACCAGGCGAAGGGGAACUUGCUAAAAAGGAAUGUUAUGGAGAGGAUUCUCCUUGCUGCAGUCUACACCGUACUAAUUGUGGCUACUUUUGAUCCUCGGUAAUAACUCCAGAACUUCUGUUAUUUACAGAGCUACAACUUGGAUGCGUACGUGGUCGUUACUCACUCAUACGGACUCCAGGGAAUUUUGGUUACUGGGUGCAACCGAUGGGAGACGGUAGCACGGGCUAUUCUACAACCGGUUUGGAUGGCGGUCCAAUAAUAGGAUAGGUGUUUAGUCAUCUUGUCCUGUUUUUCGCCGGUUGUGCCUUUAUUUACCUUCAUUUAUUUUUGUGCUCCGUUUGCGAGCUGUACUGAACUACGACUUUGUUU
Triticum aestivum (bread wheat) is the source of this 1528-nucleotide messenger RNA. RefSeq names its product protein LEAD-SENSITIVE 1. Lineage: Eukaryota; Viridiplantae; Streptophyta; Magnoliopsida; Poales; Poaceae. The record is from RefSeq and is a predicted model, not a curated record. The transcript has 4 exons. The coding region runs from base 308 to 1249 and encodes 313 amino acids.